UGCCCGUAAGGACUGUAGUUAGCCGUGGCAGCAAAACAUCUUCAGAACUUCUCUCUCAGUGAAAAUCAGUAUUGGAGGCUGGAGAGAAAUGCAGACUUCAGUUUCUAUUUCUCAUCAACCUUCUUAUCCAAUCAUAAUCCACGAUUACCAAACUCAAUGCAGGUUGGUUUCAUCCACUGCAGAGAAGGCGAAGAAUUGACCCCAAACAUUCAACAGUUUUUGGCUGGAAACAACAAAAACGCGGUUCUGAUGUCUCUUGGUUCCAUUAUUCAAACAGAAGAUUUCCCUGAUGAUUUUAUCGGAAUUUUUGAGAAGGUGUUCAUAAAGCUUGGGUUGAAAGUGAUCUGGAAAACCAACAGGAAAGUGGAAAGCAAGAAUAUUUUGACAGGAAACUGGUUUUCUCAACAGGAUAUUCUAGCGCAUGAAAAUAUCGGGCUGUUUAUAUCGCAGUGUGGUAUGAUGAGUAUGCAGGAGGCAAUUUAUCACCAUGUUCCUAUUCUUUGCCUUCCAAUAACAUUUGAACAAAUCACAAAUAGUAAAAUGAUCAUACAGAAAAAAUUGGGAAUAAGUCUACAAUUACAGAGUUUAACUGCCUCAAGCCUAGAGACUGCAAUAUUAGAUGUACUGAAUACACCUCUGUAUUUUAGUUUAACUGCCUUAAGCCUAGAGACUGCAAUAUUAGAUGUACUGAAUACACCUCUGUAUUUUAGUUUAACUGCCUCAAGCCUAGAGACUGCAAUAUUAGAUGUACUGAAUACACCUCUGUAUUUUAGUUUAACUGCCUCAAGCCUAGAGACUGCAAUAUUAGAUGUACUGAAUACACCUCUGUAUUUUAGUUUAACUGCCUCAAGCCUAGAGACUGCAAUAUUAGAUGUACUGAAUACACCUCUGUAUUUUAGNUUUUUUUUCUUCCAGUAA
Molecule: messenger RNA, 918 nt
Organism: Eurytemora carolleeae
Lineage: Eukaryota; Metazoa; Arthropoda; Copepoda; Calanoida; Temoridae
Product: UDP-glucuronosyltransferase 3A1
Exons: 11
Coding region: 157-918 (253 amino acids)
Molecular function (GO): UDP-glycosyltransferase activity
Source: RefSeq, a predicted model, not a curated record